CUCAAACAGUCAAACUGUAAAAAAAAAAAAAAAACAAAAAGAAAGCGAAAGCCCUACUCUGUUUCUCUCUGUAUCCACUGUCAGUAGUCGUUGCCUCCAUAGCUAUUCAAACACCAUUUUUGAGUCUCCCAUCAAUCUGUACUUAUCUUUGGUCGGUACUUGACACAUAACAUUUCUGUGAAAAUGGAGAAGAGAAUGAUAGCCCUUGGUUUUGAAGGAUCAGCCAACAAGAUUGGUGUUGGUGUUGUGACAUUAGAUGGCACAAUUUUGUCAAACCCACGCCACACCUACAUAACCCCACCUGGCCAAGGAUUCCUGCCACGGGAAACUGCUCAACACCAUCUCCAGCAUGUCAUCCCGUUGAUCAAAUCAGCUUUAAAAACAGCCCAGAUAACCCCUGAUGAAAUCGACUGUCUUUGUUACACCAAGGGUCCUGGUAUGGGUGCACCUUUACAAGUAUCUGCCAUUGUUGUUAGGGUUCUUUCACUUCUAUGGAAGAAGCCAAUUGUUGCAGUUAACCACUGUGUUGCACAUAUUGAGAUGGGAAGGAUUGUUACUGGGGCAGAUGAUCCUGUUGUGUUGUAUGUUAGUGGUGGGAAUACUCAGGUUAUAGCAUAUAGCGAAGGACGAUACAGAAUCUUUGGAGAGACUAUUGAUAUUGCUGUUGGGAAUUGCUUGGAUCGGUUUGCUAGAGUUUUAACCAUCUCAAACGAUCCAAGCCCAGGAUAUAACAUUGAACAGCUAGCAAAGAAAGGAGAAAAAUUUAUAGAUCUUCCAUAUGUGGUCAAAGGGAUGGAUGUUUCCUUUAGUGGAAUAUUGAGCUACAUUGAAGCUACUGCGAGGAGAAACUCAAAAAUAAUGAGUGCACCCCUGCCGAUUUGUGCUACUCCCUUUCAGGAAACUCUAUUUGCAAUUGCUUGUGGAGAUAACAGAACGAGCGAUGGCUCAUUGUGA
Messenger RNA from Durio zibethinus, 954 nucleotides. The record is from RefSeq and is a predicted model, not a curated record. NCBI's taxonomy places the organism in Eukaryota, Viridiplantae, Streptophyta, Magnoliopsida, Malvales, Malvaceae.